UGUCAAUGUCAUAAGUCAUAAGAGUGUGUACAUGUUUUGACGUAUUUAACAAUUUAACUGAUUAUAAGAAUUAAACUAAUUUCACUAUGUAUUAUUGGUAUUAUCAUGAUCAGGUGAAUAUUUAAAUAAUCACUAGACCCUUUAUUAAAAUUAUAAAGUAGUGGAGAGCAUUUGUUAUACGUGAAUGUAGCGUUUCGGAUACGGGAAGCAUCAGUGAGUGUUUUCAAUUUUACUUUGAUCACCCAUAUUUCACAAAUAAAAUCCACCCAGCAAUGAGCAACUACAAGUACGGGGGUGCUUUCAACUAUGCGGACAUUCACCAAAACACAAAACGGCAUAAUGCUGUUCCACCACCCACGGUUGGUGUCAGCAAGCAGGGCUACUCAACAAUGAAUGCCAUCAGUCAGAAUGCUCUCUCAGCUGCUUGGGGAGGGUGUGGAAGGAAAAGAGCAGCUACUGAAGAUGAGUACUUUGAAGAUGAUGAGGAAGAGACUGUACCUGAACUAGCUUACAUCCCAGCACCAAAUAGUCCAACAAGACUAGAAAUGGACAAAAAGAAAGAGGCAGUUCAAGAGGAAGAUGAGGAUGAUCCAUUGGAUGCCUAUAUGGCAGGUAUUGAACAACAGAUGCAAAGAGAUAGCCAAAGUGCCAGUACUUCUCAGCAAACAGGAGUAAGAAAUGAUUUGGAAGAAGAAGAUAAUGAGGAAUCAUAUUACAGGUAUAUGGAAGAAAAUCCAAAUGCAGGAUUGCAACCUACAGACAGUGAUUACCCAGAUAUUGAGUAUGAUUCAGAUGGUAACCCAAUCCCGCCUGAAAAAAAGAAAUUCAUAGAUCCUUUACCGCCUAUUGAUCAUUCAGAAAUUGAUUACAAACCUUUUGAAAAGGUCUUCUACAAGGAACACCCAGAUAUUGCAGCCCUUGGAGAUGAAGAGGUAACAGACCUUCGCAAAACCCUUGACUUGACAGUGACAGGCCAUGAUCCACCAAAACCAGUGGUCUCUUUUGGACACUUUGGUUUUGAUGAUAAACUACUCAAAUCAAUUAUCAAGGCCGAAUAUUCCACACCAACGCCAAUUCAAGCUCAAGCUGUGCCUUGUGCUCUUAGUGGGAGAGAUGUACUUGGUAUUGCUCACACAGGUAGUGGUAAAACAGCAGCUUUUCUGUGGCCCCUCCUGAAGCAUGUUUCUGCUCAGAAGCCAGCAGGUGAAGGUGAAGGACCUGUUGGCCUGAUUUUAGCACCUACAAGAGAAUUAGCUCUCCAGAUUUAUACAGAGACUAAGAAGUUUGCUAAAAUCUAUGAUCUGAAAGUAAUCUGUGCAUAUGGUGGAGGGUCUAAAUGGGAGCAGAGCCUGGCUUUAAAAGAAGGAGCAGACAUCGUAGUAGCAACGCCUGGUCGUAUAAUCGAUCAUAUCAAAGGUGGCGCCACAGAUUUGAGCCGGGUCACCUUUUUGGUGCUCGACGAAGCUGACAGAAUGUUCGAGUUGGGUUUCGAACCCCAAGUGCGAUCAGUAUGCAACCACGUACGACCGGACAGGCAAACGUUGCUAUUCUCUGCUACCUUCAAGAAGAAGAUCGAGAGACUAGCCAAGGAUGCGUUGAAAAGCCCCAUCAGAAUAUCCCAGGGUACAAUGGGACAGGCCAAUGAAGAUGUAACUCAACAUGUUUUAAUUUUACCAAAACAAGAAGCAAAACGAGAGUGGUUAUUUACAAUGUUGGUUGAGCUGUUAUCUGCUGGUUCAGUUUUAGUUUUUGUAACGAAAAAAGUGGAUGCCGAAUUGGUUGCAAGGGACGUGAAAUUACGAGAAUUUGAAUGUUUGUUGCUACAUGGUGAUAUGGAACAAGCCGAACGUAACAAAGUAAUUGUAGCAUUUAAGAAGAAUGUGUGUUCUCUAUUGAUAGCGACAGACGUGGCGGCUCGCGGUCUGGACAUCCCGCACGUGCGAACCGUAGUUAACUACGACACGGCGCGUGACAUCGACACUCACACGCAUCGUAUAGGUAGGACAGGACGUGCAGGCAUGAAGGGCACCGCCUAUUCGCUGCUCACGCCCAAGGACAAGGAGUUCGCAGGCCACAUCGUCAGGAAUCUGGAAAAGGCACAUCAGAAAGUGCCAGAGGAGGUGUUGGAUCUAGCUAUGCAGAGUAGCUGGUUCAAGAAACAAAGGUUCAAGAAGAAAGACCAGAAUCCAAAUGUUGGUGGUGUAGGACUGGGUUUCAAAGACAAGUCCCCAGUAGCAGGAUACUCAUCUUCCUCUGCCCCAGGCUCUACGUUACCGCCACAAACGGUAUCGGCUCCAAGGGGUCCAGCCACAGACAGACUUUCAGCUAUGAAAGAAGCUUUCAGAGCCCAAUACCAGAAUCAGUUUACAGCAAGUACUGAGAUCCCACCACCAGCGCAGUCCCAGAUAGUACCGCCAAAACCUCCAGGAUCCGGGAAAGAACGAAAAAAGCGUAGUCGGUGGGAGUAACUUAUCAUGUAGAUUUUAGUUGUUAAUCUCAUUCAUGGCGUUAUACCUAAUUGAUCAAUUAAAGAAAUAUUAAAUUCCAAGUCAGUAUAUGGGGUUUUCAAUACUUACCAUCACUAGCAUGCAAAGGAACUGAUACUCUGGUUACCCAUAAGAUUGAAAAAUUUAUACUUUGAACACUUGCUUCAAAAAUCCAAGUCUCUCACGAUUGACUUUAU
This is a messenger RNA of Acanthoscelides obtectus, 2683 nucleotides long. The record is from the annotation of a GenBank genome assembly. Lineage: Eukaryota; Metazoa; Arthropoda; Insecta; Coleoptera; Chrysomelidae.